Molecule: messenger RNA, 2424 nt
Organism: Ilex paraguariensis (yerba mate)
Lineage: Eukaryota; Viridiplantae; Streptophyta; Magnoliopsida; Aquifoliales; Aquifoliaceae
Source: the annotation of a GenBank genome assembly
GGUACUCAUCUUUUCAUACUCGCACCACUUACUCUCUUUGAUAGCAUAAAUAUCUUUAAUCAAAUACAAAAACAGCCACUCAAACACCUCUCUCUCUCUCUCGUGUUAAGGGGUACCAAACCUAGACUUUAUCCUACACAGCUCUCUCUUUUUCUACCCAAUUCUCUCUCUCUCCAAGCAAAAGAUGGAGAGUUUGUUGUCAAAGCUCAUUUCUUUAGCUUUCUGUGGACUGUUCAUCACCACAUGGGCUCAAGACAAUCUAAUAAAUCCAACCAAGUUGGAAAUGUUUGUGGAUGAACUUCCAGAUAUGCCCAGGCUUCCUGGCUUCGAGUUCGUCAAUGGCGUUGCAGUGUCCAAGUCACUGACGAUUGGGAUGUACCACAAGAAAUGGAAAUUUCAUAGGGAUCUCCCUUUAACUCCGGUAUUUGCCUAUGGUACAUCCAAGAACACCGCAACAAUUCCUGGUCCAACGAUUGAGGCCAUCAAUGGUGUUGACACUUAUGUGACGUGGCAAAAUCAUCUCCCUUCAAAGCACAUACUACCUUGGGACCCGACUAUCCCAACUGCAAUACCGUCCACCAAGAAGGGUAUUCCUACGGUGGUGCACCUCCAUGGUGCCAUUGGUGAGGCCGAGAGUGAUGGACACGCGGAAUCAUGGUUCACCGUUGGAUUCAAAGAACGAGGGCGGACUUGGAGCAAGAAAAUGUACCAUUAUCACAACUUUCAACAACCGGGAACAAUGUGGUAUCAUGAUCAUGCCAUGGGACUGACUAGAGUCAACAUUUUAGCUGGUUUGAGUGGGGCCUACAUAAUUCGCCAACCCAAUGUCGAGGCACCACUUGGCUUACCCCAUGGCGAUGAAUUUGAACGACCAUUGGUCAUUUUUGAUCGUAGCUUUCGUACAGAUGGUUCCAUAUAUAUGAAUUCCACAGGAAACAAUCCCUCAAUUCACCCACAGUGGCAGCCUGAAUACUUUGGUGAUGCUGUCAUAGUAAACGGAAAAGCAUGGCCCCACAUGAUCGUGAAGCGUAGAAAGUACCGUUUUCGUAUCAUCAAUGCAAGCAAUGCAAGGUUCUUCAAAUUCUUCUUCACCAACGGUCUAGAUUUCAUCCAUGUGGGGUCCGACUCGGCAUAUCACGAACGGCCCGUGAUAAUCGAUGAGAUCCUCAUGGCCCCGUCUGAGAUAGCCGAUGUGAUCGUUGACUUUUCAAAGUCAAAGUCUGAUUCGGCUAUUCUAGCCAAUGAUGCACCUUAUCCCUUCCCAACUGGAGACCCAGUCAACAAAGCCAAUGGCAAAGUCAUGAAAUUCAUCGUCGAACCACAUCAUGUGAAUGACAAGUCAAGGGUGCCUCGUAAAUUACUAGAAUACCCAUCCCCCGAUGUAUCUAGUGCUUCGCUCACACGGUACAUCGCUAUGUACGAGUAUACCAGCCCCACCGGUGAGCCUACGCAUUUGUAUCUAAACGGAAUGUCAUUCGAAAAACCAGUGACCGAGACACCGAAGGUGGGGUCCUCCGAAGUUUGGAAUGUGAUCAAUCUAACGGAGGAUAAUCACCCUCUACACAUCCAUUUGGGUCUAUUUGUGGUGUUAGAUCAGACCGAAUUGGUCAACAAAGACGUGUUUACAGCGUGCAUGACGAAGUUCAACGAUGCGAUCAGGUGCCAAAUAAGCAAGUAUGCACGUGGCAACAAGACGGAGGUGCUGGCCCAUGAGAAGGGAUGGAAGAACGUGUACAAAAUGAUGCCCGGAUACGUUACAAAGAUACUAGUGAGGUUUUCUUACAUACAUUCAAAUGCAUCCUACCAAUUUGAUGCAACAGCAGAGCCCGGCUAUGUCUACCAUUGUCACAUUUUGGAUCAUGAAGACAAUGUGAUGAUGAGGCCCCUGAAGUUCAUCAGUUGAGAAGCUCUGCAGAGGAGUGAAGACAUGCAGGAUCCUAUAUAUUCAUCGAGGACAAUGCUGAAAUUUGUCCAUUUUCCAUUCAUGAUAUGUUAUAUUGAGAGAGUGUAGAAAUGACAGUGUUUUACAAGAUGUGUGAUCACUAUUGCAAAUAUGCACACAUGACAACUAUACAUAUAUGAGACUUGACUAGAACAUAGUCUUUUUUAUAUCUAAUGAAACGUGGAAGAUGGCCAAUGCUGAAACCUAAUGUGUAAUUUUUAGGCUUGAUUUGAGUUUAUUAUUGGAAUUCCAAGGUGAUUUCUUGUGGAAAUGGCAGGAAGAUCUCUUGGGUAGCUUACUGCAUUAGCCUUCUGUCACUCCAAGGUAGGAAAAGAUACAUAACUUGGUAGCCUUCUAUCCUCUUUGGUCUGUACAAUUUUGAAACGUAUUGUACAAUAAAGGAUAAUGAUCAUUGAGUUCAGAAAAUAAGAGAUAAUGAUCAUUGAGUUCGACUAGUUGUCUUUGCUCAAGAGCAAAUAUUG